GGACGUGUUCGCCCCAGCGCCAGCGCAGUGCGUUCUGUGUCCGCUCCGCGCCGCGUGUGUUUCCUCGUGCUCUGCUGUGCCACUCUCCGCCGUGUUUACCUACUCUCGGCCGCCCCGAGGAGGACCGCCGCGCUCGGUGAUGCUGUGUGCGUUGUGGUGGGAUCGUCGCGAGAAGACUUACAACACGCCCUGCUAGAGGCCGCACAGUUAGCCGGAGGGGCAUUCCAACAGACCGACUGACAAAUCCACCUGGAUCACAACAAAGUUGGGGUACCAGGAGCUUGCUUCGUGCUUCCACAAAGGCAUCAUCAUUUCUGCGGGAGGUCUCGCCAAAGCACAGAUGUGCUGACGUCACACCCCGGGGCGACGCGCCAGCGCGGAGCAACCGCCGUUCUACUCAUGAGACACAUGCCGCGCGGGGGACGCCGCCGCGGCCAUGUUGAAAUGGCAGCAACAGCAGCCGGCGCACCACCAGCCGGGCCAGGGCCUGCAGCACCAGCACCAGGCCGCUCGCCACCGCCACCCCCCGCACCAGCAGCCGAUGCAGCCUCCCGCAGCGCCAUGCAGCGCCGCUCCUGCCGCUGCCCCUGCCAGGAAGACUGGCCCGCCCAGCGAGUCUUCGGACGCGCCGUCGGCGUCCAGCACCACCUCAGCACCCAUCACCGUCCGCGUGCCUGGUGCAGAUGACUGUGCGGAUGCGAGGCUGCCGGUGUGGCUGGGUCCCCGCGUGGUGUGGGUGGCGGGCGUCGGCCGGCGCACCACCUGCGAUGACGUGGUGGAGGCGCUGGGCGCCAGCCCCAGGGACUACGUCAUCGCGGAGCGCUGGGGCCGCGUGGAGCGCCGACUCGACGGCAGCUCGCGCCUGCUCAAGCUGUGGAGCGCCUGGGGCGACGCGCAGGGGCAGGUGCGGCUGAUCCUGAGACAUGCGGACGACGUGCAGCAGGCAGCGAACAGCAGCCGUCGACGAUCGCACCACCAGCACCGCAGCCGACCCCGCAGCCACCACCACCAUCACCACCACCGCCACCAGGAACAGCACCCGCGUGGCGUGGAGCGCCAGCAGAAAGAGGACGAGGACGGCAACACUGCCACGGUGCGGCGGCUGCUCCGGCUGGUCUUGGAGCAGGGGGAGACCAUCGCGGAGCAGCUGGCGCGCCUGGGCGAGCGCGACAGGCAGAUCAGCUCGCUGGAGCUGCGCACGCACCGCCGCCGCCUCAAGCGGCUCGGCUCCAACUACCUGCUGGAGGCGUACCUCGGGCCCGGAGCCACGGACUCUGCGCGCGCCGACGGCACCGGCAGCGAGGCGCCGGCGGCGCUGGGGGCGGUGGGGGCGGAGGACAGCGGCGUCGUCAGCGACACGUCACCUGCCGCCACCAGCUCGGGGACUGCCGACUCGCCGCCUGUCACGCAUCCUCGUGUUCCUGUGGACCACGAUCACGACCACGACGCCGAUCUCUCGGACGACGCCGUCAGCUCGGAUGACUCGGCGGUCCCGGACGACCUCUCGGAGCGCGUGGAGCUGAUGGAGCGGCUGGUGCAGCUGAACAGGCGCCUGGAGCGGGAGGAGUCGGCGCUGGUGCGGCUGACGCUGCAGGUGCGCUCGCUGCAGUCCCAGCAGCCGCAGCCCCGCCACGAGGAGCCUCCAGCCGGCGGCGACGAGCUGGAGGUGCGGCGCGUGCUGCUGGAGCGGCUGGAAGCGGCGUCGCGCCAGCUGGAGCGCGGCCGCGCCGAGCUGCAGAGCAACGAGAGCGCGCUGGCCAGCGCCGACGCGCAGCUGGCGGAGCGCCGCCACCGCCUGCACCUGCUGGAGAGCCAGCUGCACCUGCUGGACUCCAGCCUCGACUCCAACUCGGACACGGGGCUCAGCUCGCUGCACAGCGGCAGCGAGGAGGCCGACGCCCUCUGCCCGUGCCCGCCGUGCCCGCCACCACCACAGCUGCAGCUGCAGCCGCACCCGCUCGACACGCUCGUCUGACCUGAAGGCAGACAAUCCACGUCCCAGUUACCAGCCACGCGCCUGCCGCUGCAACCACGCUUUCAUUACCAGACUACCGCAGUCACCGGCAAUAAAUGAUAGUACCUGGAAACUGUGUGUCAGCCUAAGUGGACACGAUAUCAUGUUUUACUGACAUACUGUAUCACUGAUCUUACUACUAAAAACAUUGGUCUAUGCCUGCUUCUGGUUCUAUUAAUUAUUCAAAAUGUUUAUUGGUUUCCCCAUGUCAAGGACAUGAUAGAUUUAUUCCUUCACUAUUCAGAAUAGCACAUGCCCUCUCCCCAAUCGUCUUUUAUGGUCAUUUGCUCUCUAUCCUCCUCAUCUAAUGCCUCCCAGUAUUCCUAUGUGUGUAGGUCAGUGUGCUCACCAACCUGGCAGGAAUAGCUCACAGCUAACACCUCAUGUCAUUUUAUACAUUACUUUUAUUUUAGAUACACUUUCUUUAAAAAAUCCAAACAGUUAUCCUAACUGGUUAUUGACGGCUGCCCAAAAAAACAGUUACCAUUCUUGCGUUUACUAUAUGUUCCCUUAACAUGUUGAAUAAAAACUGCUGCAACUGUUGUAAAUCCUUUAUUAUAGGUACGACUGUUUACGUAAUUUUAAAUUACAUCAUCAGGUGCAAUUAUGUGGUCAGGUCACAUCUGCAGUCCAAUCUUGACCAAAUAAUACUUGCGCCUGACGAUGUAAUUUUAAAUUAUGAACCUGGUUGUGCCUUUAGUAAAAGAUUUACAACAGCUGCAGCGGUUUUUAUUUAGAAUGAAAAACUUUGCUUGUGGAUACCCAUCCAGUAAACUUUUAUGUUCAGUUUCUUUAACUUAAGUCUUCAGAACGAAUACCUUUCAGUGACCCAGCGCAGCAGGUAUUUAUACAUGUUUUAACACGGUUCACAUGAAAGACACAUUAAAACAGUAGAGAAAUCAUCGCCCAAGGUGUUAUUUUUGAACAGACUCGCAAUCACUUUUGUCCAUAUAUUCGCCAUCUUAAGAAUAUGUAGUUUUCCAAUGCAUCAGAGAAACAGCUGCUGACUGCAAAUCACAGUCUAUGAUAAAAAUAAAAUGUAAUGUACAAUUGUACAAUUUCUGUUCCACGCAGACUGUCGGUUUUUAAAUUCACUUCCAUCCUUGGCUUUUAAUAUCUCACACUUUUUCCCAAGGGCAUGGUUUCUGUUCCAUUAACAGCAUUUUGAAAUUGUGCUCAUAUUUACUCAGAUUUUCUAACUGUCCACAUACCUUUUCCAUUAGAGAUACUAAUGGAUCUUAUAACUGUGAAUCAUGCAAAUAAUUUUUAUUGCAGUGUCAUAAGUGAAUCAUGCACAUGAAACAACUUUAUAUACACAGGACAGCAUUCAGUUUUACGACAAAUUCGUUCAUGUUUAUCUCUAUGUAUGCAUUUCAAGUAUUUAUCAAUGAUAUGAAACUCAAUUACUUCAUGACUUUUCCAACCACAACUCAUAAAAAAUUAAAAACAUAAUUCACAAAAUAUGCAUUGAUCCACACAUACAUGUUAAGUUAAUCUCCAUUCUAAUAUGAUAUGUUCCUUCAACAAUAGACAAUACAACUAUGGACCAUACUAUGCAACUGCACUAACAUAUCAGUAUUUCUGCUGAUGAAACUAAUUCCUAUUGUGCAUGUUGACAUUUUAACACACAAAUGGCACUUUUUUAAAAAAAUUAACAUAUCACCCACUGAUUUGUUCAUAUUUCUUUCAUUAAAACUGAUAGCAAAAAUGUCAUUUGUGCAACUGUUCAUGCUAAUCAUACAUUACACAGAAAAUACAAUUUGCUUGAUGUCUUGUGCACAAUAAGUUACAUAAUGAAAAUCAAAUGCUUGUAAAUAUACCUGAAAAGGAAAACAUUUUACAAAUAUGCAGAUAUUUUGACAUAUAAAUGCAGGUACCUUUACAGUGAUGUGGUAUGUACUUUGUACUUACAAAAAUACCUUAACUUGAAAAUUAACAGGAUCAGUAAUUGUUCAUGGUAAUGUUCAAAAUGUUCUUCUAAAUUUAUUUUGUAAUAGCCUUGAUGCCACAUUAUGUUCCAUUUACAGAACGUUUAGUACAAAAGAAUAAUUUAGUGAAGUAUUAAUCACUAAUGUUCUUCUGACUCUUCAGCUAAGAAAGAAAAAUCUAAGAUUCUUAAAGAUACCCAAGGAGAUUGGUGUGUAUGUGUUGUUAGCUCACAUUGCGACUUUCUGAAAGUAAAAUGGAAACAAUUGUCGUUCAGGACAAAAUAAUUAGGAAACAGUGCUGCAAAGGAAACCUUAACAAUCGAAGUGACACAGUGAAUAUUUGCUUUGCAGGGAAGUGCUUUCAAUUUAUGCAUUGACACUGAAAUACAACCUGCAAAUAAUAACUUGUAAAAUCGUAAGAUGAUAUGAAACAGUGAUUGUGGAGUGCAGUGAGCAGGUUACCAAAACAAUUAUUUCGAUCACUUUUAUCGAAAUACGUUUUCAACCAAAAAUUAUCCUUGAAAGAUAAAAUUAUCUGAGGCUUCAAGUCUCUUUUUUCAAGUUUUAUUUCUGCAUCAAUUUCUUCGAAUUCUGUCAUGUAUUUAUUACCUGUAAAUAAUCUAUUAUAAAUAAAUUUCAGACUAUCACAUGCUUCAAAAAUGUAAUGAAAUAGUGAAACUGGAAUGUUUUUGAAACUUUCUGUUGCUGUAUACAGAGUUGUAUAAUGAUGCCACCUCAUCAGUGUGGUCAGUAUGGUCUACCGAUAUGGUCUACCUCAGAGAUACAAAAUCAUUUUUAAACCAUGUAUCUAUCAUAAAAAUAUUUCUGUUAAUAUAAAAUAGUGUAUUUUGUAAAGUGUCCUAAAAGUAUGUCAAUUAAAUGUACUUUGUUCUGGUUGAUACCACUAGUCACACAUGUCAAGAGGAUGCAGCAUGAAUAAA
Messenger RNA from Schistocerca cancellata (South American locust), 4883 nucleotides. Its product is annotated as ras association domain-containing protein 10-like. The record is from RefSeq and is a predicted model, not a curated record. The transcript has 9 exons. Gene Ontology annotation, biological process: signal transduction. The coding region runs from base 437 to 1975 and encodes 512 amino acids. NCBI's taxonomy places the organism in Eukaryota, Metazoa, Arthropoda, Insecta, Orthoptera, Acrididae.